AUGGCUCGUUCAGUGAUUCUUCUGAUCCCCAUUUGUCUUGCUUUUUUUCCAUGGUCAUGCUUAGCUCAACAACAACCAUGCGCAACCUACAAAUUUUCAAACAACAAACAGUUUUCUUCUUGCAGUGAUUUGCCUGUUUUGAGUUCUUCUCUACACUGGAACUACCAUCCAUCAUCCAACAGAGUUGAUGUUGCCUUCAGGCAUACUGGUGUAACCGACCGCAGAUGGAUUGCUUGGGCUAUCAAUCCGACUUCAGGAGGGAUGAUAGGUUCGCAAGCCAUCGUUUCUUUUCCAAGAACUGAUGGAAAUCUUGCAGUUUAUACCUCGCCGAUAACAAGUUACAGAACGCGAUUGGAACAAGGAAAUCUUAGCUUUCCUGUCUUCGAUGUAUCUGCUACAAAUCAGAACAAUGAGAUGAUAAUCUACGCCAGUCUACAGCUCCAUGGAAACAUUAGUACAGUCAAUCAUCUCUGGCAAGUAGGUCCAAUGUCUGGAAACACUCCAAUGAUGCAUAGCGUUGCUCCAUCCAGUCCUAAUGUUAGAUCCAUGGGGAGUUUGGAUUUCCUUUCGGGGAGGAUUACUUCUACAAGAAGUUCUCCAAGCACACUGAAAAUCGUCCAUGGAAUAUUGAACACAGUAAGCUGGGGUAUUCUAAUGCCUAUCGGUGCCAUCAUUGCAAGGUACAUGAAAAGGUUCGAAUCUGCAAACCCUUUGUGGUUCUACUUGCAUGUCAGUUGUCAAAUGCUGGCUUGUAUUCUUGGUGUUCUUCCUGGAUUUGUGACUGGGAUUGUUCUUGGCUUGAGGUCCCAAGGAAUCGAACAUACCUGUCACAAAAUCAUCGGCAUUGUCCUAUUCUGUCUUGCAAUGGUACAGGUGUUGGCUGGCUUGUUCAGACCUAACAAAGACAGCAAGUAUCGGCCUUUCUUCAAGUGGUUCCACUGCUUGGUGGGUUUUUCAACACUUAUCCUAAGCGCAUCCAACAUAUUUGUAGGAUUUGGCAUAUUACGCACUGCAAACUUUUGGAGGAAUGCCUACAUUGCUGUAUUAGGGGUCUUGGGGUUCAUCGUGCUGCUAUUGGAAUUAUACUUUUGGUACAUUAAUCGGAUUAAAGGUCGGAAGUCAGAUACCUCGGACAAGAGCAAGUCCACCGGCAUUGCAUCAGAUACCUCGGACAAGAACAACUCCACUGGCAUUGCAUUAGCAGCAUUGGAAGAGGUUUAG
Dovyalis caffra is the source of this 1221-nucleotide messenger RNA. Lineage: Eukaryota; Viridiplantae; Streptophyta; Magnoliopsida; Malpighiales; Salicaceae. The record is from the annotation of a GenBank genome assembly.